Messenger RNA from Nylanderia fulva, 2173 nucleotides. RefSeq names its product F-box only protein 21-like. NCBI's taxonomy places the organism in Eukaryota, Metazoa, Arthropoda, Insecta, Hymenoptera, Formicidae. The record is from RefSeq and is a predicted model, not a curated record.
GUUUCAAAACGAAAUCAGUCACGAUUGAGACACGCAAGUAUAUAAGAAAUGUAAACAUUGUCUUGUGCGCGACAACGAACAUUUCAAAUUCUUAUUUCCAGUGGCCUUUAUUUAUCGUGUCUACAUUUUAAAGAUUUAUAAUAGUUAAAAAUAUGUAAAGCCAUACGUGCGAUGUUGCAGAAAAAGUUCAACGCGUUUAUCUAUUAAUUAAUAAAAAAUCAAACAAUUUAAGCGCAUAUCACGAGAAAAUAAAAUUACUUCGAUUGCAAGUAAAGAGUACAGAACAAAGCUUACAGAAUUUGGAGGCGGAUUUGCAUACAUUGUGUUAUCAUAAGAAUUUAGAAGCAUAUAAGAACCGUAUUACAUUAGAAAGUUUUUCUUUCGCAAUGGAUUCAAAAUCGGAAAAUUGGUUAAAACGUUUACCAGACCUUGUAAUAGAGAACAUUCUCGACCGCGUUGAUAUCAGCAUUUACGAUAUUUGUGGCGUCCGAUUAUGGAGGAAGAAAUUUUAUCCAGCUUUCGAGUCUUGGGAAAGAAUAAUUCUGCGCAGAUGGCCUGAAGCGAAAAAACUCUACGAGAAACAGUAUGAGAUCAGUAUGGAAUCAGUAGAAAACGAAGAAAUAAAUAAUGAAAGAAAAUUGGACUUUAUAGAAAAAGGCAUAAUUUGUGUAUUACAAUUACGAGAUUAUGUGUCUCAAAUCAUUCGUAUGCAAUAUUCUAAAAAUUAUUAUAAUAUUGAUAGUUAUACACAAGUUCAAGACGUUCUUUAUUUACCUGAAUAUUUAACAAAAGAGCUUGAUGAGAUUAUUAAUAAACCUGAAAACCACAUUAGAUAUUAUUUUUAUAAUAAUGAAAUUGAAAGUUUGUUAAAUCAAUCUCCACGGACAAAUGGUUGUGAUUUAACUGAAAGAUAUAUUAAUGAAAAAUUCUUUUACUAUAUGAAGCAAUGUUGGUUGAAAAAGGAGUGGGAUAUAUAUGAAUUAUUGCCGGAUAAUUAUAAGCUUUUGGAACAGGCGGUAACUAUUAUAGCACAAUCUAUUCAACUUCAGAAAAAUUUAUAUUAUUUACACAUAAAAGAAUCGCUGGAUAAUAUCGUACAAGAGAUACUGAAUUGUCUCAAAGAGAAGCAUCCCAAUCAUCCAAUAUUUUCGAUAUCUGCUGAAACUCGUAUUUACUGGGAAAAUAAUAAUAUCGACGAAAAUCAUUGGAACGAAAAAGAAGGAACACAGAUUAUGGAUACAUUCCAAGAAUACAUAUUUGGCAAAUUAAACUUUCAAAGUAAUGGGGGAUUUACUUCCGAAGACAUGUGUAUAGAUAAUGUCUUAAGAAAAAAAUCGGGCGAUGGCUUAAUCAUAUUAAUAAUAUAUCAAAGCGUGGCCAGAAGACUUGGUUUACGUUGCAAUAUAAUAGAUAAUUGCCCUUAUUAUAUAUUUUGGAAACCAAAAUAUACUAAUGACGGAUUAGAAAAUGUGCGAUAUUUGCUAGUUGAACGGCAGGAUGAUUCAUCAUGGCCCACACCAUUAUUGUCAGACUUUCAUGAAUUCUAUAAGAUGGAUGUUAAUAAGGUAUGGAACUACUUAAAAAAUCAAUUUCAAAAAAAUGUUGGUUUGGCUAAUACAAUAUUCAAGUUGGAGUCAAAUGCUUAUGCAAUUCGCAUGUUUAAACUGCAUUUUGCUAAACCAAUAUGCAGAAAUACAGGACUAAAAGACGCAGAAUAUGCAGUAGGAAUGAUCAUAGAACAUCGUGCAUUAGAUGGGAAUAAAUGCACUGGCGUUAUACUUGCAUGGCACCGAUGUGAGGAUGGACAUCUAAUCUCUAAAGGCUAUGAUGAUUUAAAUUGUGUAUUGCGGUUAAAUCAUAAUGAAUCGCAUAGUUUGAAUAGAGGUCUCAUAAUUUACGUGGUUCUUGGCGAACAUAAUAAAAUGUGUUACGUGCAAGAAGAUUACAUAGUUUUAACCAAGCCGAGAUGGAUCGCUAAUGAUGAAAUAGGUCGCUAUUUUUGUAAAUUUAAAAACACGCAUUACAAACCAAAUGAAAUGUUGGCUAAUUUGUUUCCGGAUGACGCUGCUGUAAGAAAACGAUAUUUAAAUGAAGAGGAUAGUUAAAGAAUUUAAAGUUUAAUUUACUGAAUGUUGCUUCAAGAUGUUAUAAUAAAUUUUGUUAAAAAGAAUUA